Messenger RNA from Microthlaspi erraticum, 1116 nucleotides. The record is from the annotation of a GenBank genome assembly. NCBI's taxonomy places the organism in Eukaryota, Viridiplantae, Streptophyta, Magnoliopsida, Brassicales, Brassicaceae.
AUGCUUAAUGCUUUUCUUUGGAAUGGAGAAUCAGACUCAGCUAGGGGAGCAAGAGUGUCGUGGGAAGCAGUCUGCUCACCUAAGAAGUCGGGAGGUUUGGGAUUGAGGAGGAUUGCUCAUAUCAAUCAAGUUUUCGGGCUUAAACUUAUAUGGAUGCUCUUUGCAGAACAGGGUUCUCUGUGGGUGGCUUGGGUCAGACAUAAUAUUAUUCAGAGAAGGAAUUUUUGGACCUUUGAUUUCAGAGGUAUUGGUAGUUGGAUUUGGAGAAGGUUAGUGAAACUCCGACAUCUAGCUCGCCCUCUUCUCGUAUGUCAGAUUUCCUCUGGGAACUCGGCUUUAUUUUGGCAUGACAAUUGGACAACCCUGGGACCGUUAAUUGACAUAACGGGAGCCAAUGGUCCUAGAGUGACGGGAAUUCAGAGCAUGGCAACGGUUUCUCAAGCAGUUGAGGACGAGACUUGGCUGCUGCCUAGAGGAAGACAUCCGCUCCUCAUUCUAUUGCGGAAUUGCCUUCCGAGCCCACCUUUGAGGUCGAAUGCAUCUCAUUCGGAUAAGUUUCUUUGGAUUAACUCUCCAACCUCUCCUCCAGGGAAGUUUUCGACGGCUGCAACCUGGAAAUCUCUUCAUCCGAGCUCAGAUACAGUAUCUUGGUAUUACUCAGUCUGGUUUAAAAAUAAUAUUCCUAAGCACGCUUUUAUGCUUUGGUUGGCUGUCCAAAAUCGCCUCUUCACUAGGGAUCGCCUCUGUUCUUGGGGACUCUCUGUUCCUGAUAUUUGCUUGCUAUGUAAUUCAGCGGCAGAAUCUAGAGACCAUCUCUUUUUCGUGUGUCCUUACUCGGAUGUAGUAUGGAGGGAUUUCUUUAAUCAUCAUUCUCUUUCACCUCCAGUCUCUUUCACUGACAUUAUCUCAUGGGUCUCGGCACCUUUCUCAUCUUCCGGAGUGAAGAUUAUUUGCAGUCUCAUCUUUCAAGCGGUGGUGUAUUUUAUCUGGAUGGAACGCAACCUAAGACUUCAUUCAACUUCAACAAAGUCUUCCCACACUUUGGUGAAGGAAAUAAAGCUUCUGUUGCGAGCAAAAUUAGCUGCCUUGGAUCGGCAGAUUCGUUCUUUGGCUUAG